Molecule: messenger RNA, 1158 nt
Organism: Peronospora belbahrii
Lineage: Eukaryota; Oomycota; Peronosporomycetes; Peronosporales; Peronosporaceae
Source: the annotation of a GenBank genome assembly
AUGGCUGCUCUUCCACCCAUUGCGCGCUUAUCCAUUGCACCUAUGAUGGACUGGACAGACCGCCACUACCGCUUUAUGAUGCGCAUGAUUACGAAGGAGACACUGCUGUACACUGAAAUGGUGGUGGACCAGACUCUGCUGCACCAAAAGAAGAACCUCGAUUACUUCCUGGGCCAUGACCCCGUCGAAGCACCACUGGCACUGCAGCUCGGUGGCAAUAACGUCGAAGAUCUCGGUGCUGCGGCGUAUCUGAGCCAGUCGUACGGUGGUUUUUGCGAGAUUAACCUAAAUACUGGCUGUCCUAGUGCGCUCGUAUCCAGUCGCUGUUUUGGAGCCCGCCUUAUGCUGGAACCAGAGCGUGUGCGGGAUAUAUGCAUUAGUAUGCGACGCAACAUCGCGUUGGCAGCGGAGAAGAACUCAGACCAACCGGUAGCGGAGGUGACGGUGAAGUGCCGCAUUGGCGUGGACGACUGCGAUAGCUACGAGGAUCUGCACCAUUACGUAGCUUCUGUUGCUAACGCUGGCGUGCGUCACAUCAUUGUGCACGCUCGCAAGUGUCAUCUUAAAGGAUUGAGUACAAAGGACAACCGGACCAUUCCCCCGCUCCGGUAUGAGAUCGUGGACCGGCUUAAGCAAGACUUUCCUGAUUUGCUGUUCACGCUCAAUGGUGGUGUACAAAGCAUUCAGCACGCACGAGAUCUUUUGGACACUACAAAUAUAGAUGGCGUGAUGAUUGGACGAGCGGCGUAUAACACGCCAUGGAAUUUUCGUGACGCUGACCGCUUGAUUUUUAACGCCAAGCGCAACCCAAAUCUGUCACGCCGAGAGAUUAUUAAACGGUAUCUCGAAUACGCCGAGGAUCUACAAGCGACAUGGGGGUCCACUGAACCACUAGGGGACUGCCCUUACACAAUGGCCACAUCUGCACUAAUGAAGCCGCUAUUGGCACUUUUCAAUGGUGAGUAUAAGGGGAGGGCGUUUAAGCGUGAGAUAUCAGAUCAAUGGAUAAGAAAGAACCCACGUCCACAACUGCGGGAGAUGGUUGAAAACGCCAUGAAGGUAUUACCCGACGAGGUGCUGGAUGCGAGAGUUGAAGAUGAGCUCUUUCAUCAACACUCUGAUGGGACAGGCGAUGAGCGAGCAUUAAGUUGCAGCUAG